UACCUACUAUUGUGUACCUUAAGCUGAUCGAGCUGUAUCCCUGGCAAGAUGCUACAAGAUUAGCAUUAUAGCUGCGUUCGUCGCCUGGGGUACUUUUGUUGGACUCUUUCCAUCCCUUUGAGGCACUCCUUUUGGCGGACAGCAACCGGGAGUUAAUAGGCUGCCCCGGUGGAAGGAUGUUAAUGUGGUUUUGGCUUCCUUGAAGCGGCAAACUCAACUUGUCACCUGAGCCGGCCAACUGGCUAGCUUGUUAGCUAAGCUCGAGGUCGACGACACGCUGAGGCUGCACGGGGGUUUAUUCUGUCGGGAAUGUUUAGCUUAAUCUUUCGUUUCGGCUUAAGGUGGGGGUAGUACUGACGUAUUUUAGGUUAAAAUCCAUGUAAUUAUAGUGUAGUCAUCCACCCGAAUGGGGUGCCAUUAGGCUACAUGCUAGCAAGCGAGCUAGCUGUAUGUAACAUCGCUCUUACUAAAAAUACACCCUUGUCCUGUGGUGGGCUCGUCCGCUACAUUUUUGCCGUCUCCGUCUUUUAUGGUGACCUCGCCCGGUGUUUGGCACUCUACAUGGUCACUACGGUGGAGCCAAGCCGACAGGAAGAGCGAGCCGGAGCCCGAGGUGGUGAGUCGGGUUGGGCUGACUUGACGCCGCAUCGCACCAGCUGGAAGGUGUUGCUAGCGCGUUACUUUGUCCUCAUGUCCUGCCGUUAGUGGACAUAUAACGAGCCCUGGUCCACACCAGGGAUACAGGAGCGAGGCUUGUUGAAAGGUCAAGCAUAAAGUCUUUGUUUCCACUGUCAACUGUGUGAGAUCUUGCGAGGACAACCGUGCCAAGUGGAUCGUCAUGUCGGAAGAUAACAGCGCAGAUAACUUCAUCAAGGAAGCAUCCAUUCUUGAGGAAUACAACAUAAACUGGACACAAAAGCUAGGCGCUGGCAUCAGUGGACCUGUCAGAGUUUGUGUGAAGAAGUCAACACAGGAACGGUUGGCCCUGAAGAUCCUCAUUGAUCGCCCGAAAGCUAGGAAUGAGGUGCGACUCCAUAUGAUGUGCGCCAACCACCCAAACAUUGUGCAAAUCUUGGAGGUGUACGCCAACAGUGUCCAGUUCCCACACGAGUCCAGCCCGAGAGCCCGGCUUCUAAUUGUCAUGGAGAUGAUGGAAGGCGGCGAACUGUUCCACAGAAUCAGUCAGCACAGGCACUUUACUGAAAAAAUGGCCAGCGAAGUCACAAAGCAGAUCAGUCAAGCCUUGGAACACUGUCACUCCUUAAAUAUUGCACAUCGGGACCUGAAGCCAGAGAACCUGCUCUUCAAGGAUAACUCUUUGGAUGCUCCCGUGAAGCUGUGUGACUUCGGCUUUGCCAAAAUAGAUCAGGGGGACUUGAUGACACCCCAGUUCACUCCCUACUAUGUAGCACCUCAGGUACUUGAGGCUCAAAGAAGACACCAGAAGGAAAAGUCUGGAAUCAUACCUACCUCACCCACUCCUUACACCUACAACAAGAGCUGUGACUUGUGGUCUCUGGGCGUCAUCAUCUACGUGAUGCUGUGCGGCUAUCCUCCGUUCUACUCCAAGCAUCACAGUCGCACCAUUCCCAAGGACAUGAGAAAGAAGAUCAUGAUGGGCAGCUUUGACUUCCCUGAAGACGAAUGGAGUCAGAUCUCAGAGAUGGCAAAGGACAUCGUGCGCAAGCUGCUGAAGGUGAAGCCAGAGGAGAGGCUAACCAUCGAAGGAGUCUUGUCUCACCCGUGGCUCAACUGCACCGAGGCCCUGGACAACGUGCUGCCCUCCGCCCAGAUGAUGAUGGACAAGGCGGUGGUCGCAGGUAUCCAGCAGGCCCAUGCGGAGCAAUUGGCCAACAUGAGGAUUCAGGAUCUGAACAUCAGCCUGAAGCCACUCAACUCCGUCAACAACCCAAUCCUCAGGAAGAGGAAACUCCUUGGCCCCAAGCCCAGUGACGGUUUCUUCAUUCACGACCCAGAGAACGGAGGUGAGGACUCCAACGUAGCGCUGGAGAAACUACGAGAUGUCAUUGCACAGUGUAUUCUUCCACAGGCGGGAGAGAAUGAGGACGAGAAGCUGAACGUGGUGAUGCAUGAAGCCUGGCGGUUCAACAGAGACUGUAAACUGCUGCGAGACGGCCUGCAGGGCCUCAGUUGGGACGGUCGAGCGUUUUCCGAUAAGGUGGAUCGCUUGAAGUUGGCCGAAAUCGUAAAACAGGCCAUCGAAGAGAGGACAAAUCUGGAAGAGUCUCACUAGCGAAUGUCUUUCUAUUGAUCGUUUUUAUAUUAUCUUUUUAACAGGGCUUUUAUAAAAAGUCAAAUGUGCUUUUCCUCCCCAUGGAUUCAUUUGCAAGGCCUAUUGUACAGCUGUUUAAAAAAAAAAACUUGGUACUUGCAAAGAAAAAAAAAAAACUAUAUUUUCAUUUUUGCAAAAAAAAAAGAAGAGAAAAAUCAAUGUGAGAAGUUAUUUUCUUGGAGGGAAUUUUUAUUCGCAGCUUGUAGUGAUUUAUUUUAUCCCAGUGAUUUCAUUUCUUUUAACUUUCCAAACAGUUUUAUUUAUUUAAAGAAAAAGUUCCAUUAUUUAUAUACUGUUUUUUUGUCGUUUUUGUUUUGGUAGCCUGUGAGCAGGCUUUAAAGAAGAAUUCUGAUUUUUAUGCACAUUAUACGUUUUAGACCUGUGUUCAUGUCAGUGUGAGUCCCUCUCUUAAAGCUGCAAAGAGACGCUUAGAAUAAGAUCCAACCAGACAUCAACCAUGAAGGCUAGUCGUCCUCCCAGCAAAUCAGCUUUUGACAUCAAAUCUUACCUACUUGAGUUGCCAACAGCAUCUUGAGCUUCCUCCUUCCGCUCUUCCUUAAUGUGUCACCCUACUUCUUGGACCCUUCCAUGGACAUACAGAAGAUUCUUGUAGCUGUCUCUAGUGGUAAAGUCAUGAUUCAGCCUUAAACGUUGGCUCUUUUUUUUUUUUAUAUUUAAAAAAAAAAAAAAUAAUAAUUUUAUAUGAUUUGUUUCAAACUGUUCAAGUGGAAAUGUUUUGAGUUAGACAUCCUGCUGCUUGACUAACUACAAAGAAAUGUGUUUUCUUUGGUAGUGGACGUCUAUCCUCAAAUCUCAAAUAGAAGUCCCUACUCUAAUAGAUGCCAUGCCCCGAUUCGUCGCCGGGUGCGUCAUCCACUUAAAGCAUUUAAAUGACUCCCUUCUCAUCUUGGUGAGAGACGCUAUCGUUCACACACUGCUAUGCCCUUUUGAACUCUGUUAACCAAAACAGCAGCACCUACUGAAGCACUUAAGUCUAUGAUGAAAUGAAGUACAUAAUCUUACUGUUUGUGAACAAGUUCCCUGCACAGUAUUGAUAAUCUCCUUAAAACGCCAGUUUGAUAUAAUGCACAAGUAGCAUUGUUUAAUAGUAUUCUAAAAAUGCCUUUGUACAAAUAAAGGUCUGCCCCCCAAUAUACUCCUCCUCCAAUCUGCUGCAAGUAAAUAAAUAAAGCCCCCAAUACUAUGGAGUCAUGUUGCUGUGAUCAUAUCCCUACCAAGUCUUGUCCAUAUAUGGUCAUGUCCACAUCAAUGUGCUAAUGCCCAUAUUAUGGAGGCAUGGCCACAUAUGGUAGGUCCAUGUACACAUGUCGUCGUGUCAACAUAGGAUAGUAUGGAGUCAUGUCAAUUUAUGGUGUGCCAAUGUCCAUACUAUCAAAUCAUGUUGAAAUAGUCAUGUCCACAUGUGAUGUCCAAAAAUGAACAUGUCCAAAUGUGGUUACAGCCAAGCGGCCUUGUACAUAUAUGGUGAAGUCCAUGUGUUAAUGUCCAUAUUAUUGUGUGUGUGUGUAUGUGUGUGUGUGUAUAUAUAUAUAUAUAUAUAUAUAUAUAUAUAUAUCGUGUCCAAGUGGUCGCAUCCACAUUUGCUAAUUUACACGUGGUCAUGUAUGUGUGCUGAUGUUCAUAAUAUGGAGUCAUGUCCACAUGCAUGGUCAUGCCCAUACCAUGCUGGUCACAUGAGCCAGUGUGGCGUUUCUAUGGCGACGGGCUGAGCCAGCAGAACCCUGCAUGUCUGAAUAUUCACAGCUUCAUUGUUUCUUCAUGACUUUGUUAAUGGAUACAAAUUAUCUAUAUGGGAUAAUUCUUCCACACACAUUUUCACUGGAUUUUCCUUUUUCAAUCUGUUGCUGUAUAAGCAUGUCCAAUGUCUUUGGAUAUGAUCAGAUAAAGUGAAGGAUAAAAUAUUCCACUACUUUACCAACACUACCUUUAAAAAAAUGAAAUUAUUUCUUCUGUUUACAUUCAUCAUUAGUGAAACUUUUGUAAACCGCUUGUUAGGAUUAGGAUUUUUAUUUCUUUUUGUUCUGCUCCAGAUUAUUUGGAGGAUUUUUUUUUUUUUUUUUACAAAUGUGACUCCCUUUAAAUCUCCUGGACAACCAUAAAACUAUUUUUAAGGCCUUAUUGCACAAGCAAAUGUGCCUUGGGAACUUUUCUUGAGUACAAAAUUGUUCAUUGUUUUGUAUUUUACUAAAAAUAUAAAUCAUUCCACAAAUGGGCUAUUUUUUUUAAUGGGUUUCACAUUUCUUGGGGGAGUGUAACUCAUUAAAAAAAACAACAUUACUAAUUGAGCUUUUUGAGCAUAUUAUUCAAUACCAUAAAAUGAUCUUGUACCAAAAGUAUCAAUGUUUAAAAAAAGUAGCACAAGCCCAUCAUGGAAAUCUUUACAUAUUUCUGCCUUCUCUGGAAUGUCUUCAACUUGUUGACUUUGUAAUAAAAAAGACUUUUCAAGA
Messenger RNA from Phyllopteryx taeniolatus (common seadragon), 4761 nucleotides. RefSeq names its product MAPK activated protein kinase 5 (gene mapkapk5). The transcript has 14 exons. Bases 839 to 2254 code for a protein of 471 amino acids. Gene Ontology annotation, biological process: peptidyl-serine phosphorylation; negative regulation of TOR signaling; protein autophosphorylation. Gene Ontology annotation, molecular function: calmodulin binding; calcium/calmodulin-dependent protein kinase activity; ATP binding. Gene Ontology annotation, cellular component: nucleus; cytoplasm. NCBI's taxonomy places the organism in Eukaryota, Metazoa, Chordata, Actinopteri, Syngnathiformes, Syngnathidae. The record is from RefSeq and is a predicted model, not a curated record.